Drosophila subobscura is the source of this 2007-nucleotide messenger RNA. RefSeq names its product esterase B1-like. The transcript has 5 exons. The record is from RefSeq and is a predicted model, not a curated record. NCBI's taxonomy places the organism in Eukaryota, Metazoa, Arthropoda, Insecta, Diptera, Drosophilidae. Bases 121 to 1743 code for a protein of 540 amino acids.
UAACAGUGGACACGUUUCGCGACCCGAGCUGUGUAGCUUUUUUUUGGUUUUGUUAAUUCAUUAAUUUCUGUUUCAGUUGUCAGACAACACGCGCGGCAAACAGAUCGAAGAACCUCAACGAUGAGUAAAGGAGCAGAUGAAUAUGAAAUUACGCUGCCGCUGGGCAAGAUCAAGGGCGUGAAGCGUGAAACUCUGUACGAUGAUUCGUACUACAGCUACGAGCGUGUGCCCUUUGCCAAGCCACCGAUUGGAGAGCUGCGUUUCAGGGCGCCCGUGCCCGUAGAGCCAUGGAGCGGUGUGCUGGACUGCAGCCACUAUGCGGAGAAGCCGGUGCAGAAUAAUUUUAUGACACAAGUGCUCAGUGGCGACGAGGACUGCCUGUACCUGAAUGUCUAUGCCAAGCAGCUGAAAAGCGAGAAACCUUUGCCGGUCAUGGUGUACAUUUAUGGCGGGGCCUUCACUAUUGGCGAGGCCACACGCGAGCUGUAUGGUCCUGAUUAUUUUAUGGCCAAAGAUGUUGUCUUGGUGACAUUUAAUUAUCGUGUGGACUGUUUGGGCUUUCUCUCUCUCACGGAUCCCAGUCUCAAAGUUCCAGGCAAUGCAGGACUCAAGGAUAUGGUGCUGGCUCUGCGAUGGGUCAAGCAAUACAUUUCCCACUUCAAUGGCGAUGCCGAAAACAUAACAUUAUUCGGCGAGAGUGCAGGCGGUUGCUCCACCCACUUCAUGAUGUGCACAGAGCAGACACGGGGACUCUACCACAAGGCCAUACCCAUGUCGGGUACAGUUCACAACUACUGGGCGAACACCCCAAGGUCAGACUUUGCCUACCGCUUGGCCAAACAUCAUGGCUACACGGGAGAGAAUGUGGAUGCUCAGGUGCUCAAACAUUUACGCGGAGUGCCGGCACAGGAGCUGGUUCGCCACAGUUUGAUUACGCCAGAGGAUCGCCGGAAUGGCAUGCUGUUUCCGUUUGGACCCACGAUAGAGUCGUAUGUGGGUGAGGAUUGUGUGGUGCCCAAAUCCCCAUUGGAAAUGGCUCGCGAGGCAUGGACUAACGAGCUGCCUGCCAUGCUGGGUGGCACAUCGUUCGAGGGUCUCUUCAUGUACCCCGCUGUGUCGGCCAAUCUCAAGGCCUUGGACACCUUAAGCGAGGAUCCCCUGAAAAUGGUGCCACAUGAUGUGCGUUUGAUAAGUACGGAGCAGGAGAGUCUUGAGUACAGUCAGAGGAUGUUCAAGAUUACUUUUGGCGAUGCUAAACCCAGUUCUGAACUGUUUAUGAAUAUGCUAGAUUAUUAUUCAUAUAAGAUCUUCUGGCAUGGCGUGAAUCGCACAUUGCAGGCCAGACUCGCCUACGCCAGUGCACCCACAUAUUUCUAUCGCUUUGAUUUUGAUUCCCCCGACUUUAAUUUCUUGCGUAAAAAAUUCUGUGGCGACAAUAUCAAGAAAGGCGUUGCCCAUGCCGAUGAGCUGGGGUAUUUGUUCCGUUACUCUGAAGCUUGGAAACUGGAGAAAUCCUCAGCGGAAUAUCGCACCAUUCAGAGAAUGGUUGGCAUGUGGACUGCCUUUGCAGCUAACUCCAAUCCCAAUUGUUCCGAAAUUAGCGAAGUGGAUUGGCAGCCAUCGCAAAAGUCCGAUCCCAAGCGUGUGAUCAACAUAAGCGACGAUGUGAAGAUUGUGGACCUGCCGGAAUACGAGAAACUUCAAGUGUGGGAUAGCAUCUACAAGCCAGAGAAUUUGAUUUAAUGAUUCAUUGUAUCCAAGUAAAGUUCUAUGGAUCCGUAGCCACAUGGGACAAUUCGAUGUAAACUAGUUUAAAAAUGUGCUAAAAACUGUUAUAAAUUUCUGUAUAAUUUUCUGCAUGUAAAAGAUCGAUUUGGUCACACUUUAACUGCGUCAUGCGGUAUGUGUUUGUGCCGGGAAACAUUUCUUUCCACUCUAACAAAUUUAAAAUCUAUUUUAUCAAUAGAUGUACCGAAAAUUAUACAUCUAGUACUCUUUCCAACUCAA